Messenger RNA from Didymodactylos carnosus, 477 nucleotides. Lineage: Eukaryota; Metazoa; Rotifera; Eurotatoria; Philodinida; Philodinidae. The record is from the annotation of a GenBank genome assembly.
AUGUCUUAUUUGGAUUCACUUAAUUUACUUCAACCAUUAAUGGUUUCUGCAUUAAAGAUUGAUUAUAAUCCAUUAGUAUAUAAUGCCAAAGAUAUUUCAACAGAUAUUGAAAAUAAAAUUGAUUCAAAAUGGUCGGAAUUAACGAAUAAAAACGAUAAAAUUUUGUUUAAUGAUUUAAAAUUUCGAUUAUACGCCUCGAAAAUCAAUGAUAAUAAGCAAUUAGAAUUAAAAUUGGGUUUAACAGAUUAUAAACAUUUUAUUGGUACUCAACAAUCCCUACCAGAUAUAACAUGUCAAUUACAAUCACUGGGAAAACAAGUAUAUAGUGAUGACAGAGCUUAUUUAUCUUAUCCACUUGGUGUCGGUUUAUUAUUGAUAACAUCUGAUAAUAAAAUUGUUUUAUUAAAACGAAGUUUAUCAUGUGCCGAAUCACCUGAAAUUUUUGAUCGACCAGGUGGACAUCCAGAACCGAAGUAA